ACAUAACCGUGAAAUCUCAUUUAGUAAACAAAAUACAUGUGUUGCAGCGUGCAAUAAUAGUUUGAGUGAUUUUGUAUUUUUAAAUUUGUUUAUUUAACGGUUUAAUUGAAAAUGGGAAUAACAGUUGAAGCACAUUUUGCGCAACAACUAGCUUCAAAUCAACCUCACAUCCGUGAGAAAGCUUUGAAGAAACUGGGGAAAUGGUUUGAAAGAAUUUCUGUUUCAACCGAAGAUUUAAAUGAGGAAACCUUUUUAAAAAUUUGGAAGGGACUUUAUUAUUACUUUUGGCAUUGUGAUAAAAUGCUUGUUCAGGAAGAAAGAGCUGAUGUUAUUAGUCAGUUUAUUCAUGCUUUCAAGACUAUGGAAUACUCUUUCCUUUACAUUGAUACUUUUUUUACUACUAUGUCACAUGAAUGGCAUUGUAUUGAUCAUUACAGAAUAGAAAAAUUUAUGAUGCUGGUUAGAAAAUUCUUGCAUCAAUGUUUCCAGUUGCUGAAACGCAAGCAUUGGAAAGUAAAAUGUAUAAAGGAAGUCCUAAAUAUCUUGAAAAAAACUGUACUUGCUCCAUCUACAGAAGGUGUUCCUUAUGGACUAAAAACACAUAUAUCAGACAUAUACAUGGAAGAACUUGCAAAAGUUGGACAUGAUGAGGUAACUCCCAAGAUACUCCGAAAAUUUCUUCUUCCAUAUUGCAAUAUUCUGUGCUAUUCUGAAGAUGCAUCUGUCUUACAAUCUGUGAAAAAAGAUGUAUUUCUCUAUCUUAUUAACCAAGAUGCUGAUGAAGCUGAAUUUCAUGAAUUUCCUGUUUUGAAAUUUAACCCAAACUCAGUACAGAAACUGCUAAUGAAGCAUGCAAAUCAACCUGAUGUGAAACGAAAAAACCUAAAAAUUAUCCACAGCAUAGUUAAAGAAUAUGAAGAUUACAAAAGUGGAAUUAAUGCAUUUGAAAAAAUACUAAAAAGUCAACAGACAAAUCGUAAACUGAGAAAAAGAGCAAUUGAAAAGGCUUCCUUGAAAUUGGUUGAAGAAGAGGAAGUGGAACGAAACACAAAAAAAGCAUUUAAGAAAAAGAGAAAAAUUAAUUCUGAGAUAAUUGAUCUGUGAGCUGUGCUUGUAACUGUAAUUGUAAAUACUCAUAAACAGAUAUUUCUUUGGACUGAC
This is a messenger RNA of Argiope bruennichi, 1161 nucleotides long. RefSeq names its product ribosomal RNA processing protein 1 homolog B-like (gene Nnp-1). Gene Ontology annotation, biological process: rRNA processing. The record is from RefSeq and is a predicted model, not a curated record. The transcript is spliced from 8 exons. Bases 112 to 1104 code for a protein of 330 amino acids. NCBI's taxonomy places the organism in Eukaryota, Metazoa, Arthropoda, Arachnida, Araneae, Araneidae. Gene Ontology annotation, cellular component: preribosome, large subunit precursor; preribosome, small subunit precursor; nucleus.